Sapajus apella (tufted capuchin) is the source of this 4903-nucleotide messenger RNA. RefSeq names its product SH3GL interacting endocytic adaptor 1 (gene SGIP1). NCBI's taxonomy places the organism in Eukaryota, Metazoa, Chordata, Mammalia, Primates, Cebidae. Gene Ontology annotation, cellular component: clathrin-coated vesicle; plasma membrane; clathrin-coated pit. The record is from RefSeq and is a predicted model, not a curated record. Bases 398 to 2902 code for a protein of 834 amino acids. Gene Ontology annotation, biological process: clathrin coat assembly; clathrin-dependent endocytosis; synaptic vesicle endocytosis. The transcript is spliced from 25 exons.
UGACAGGCGGGAGGCGACGGGGGUGGAGGGGAAUGGGGACGGGAAAUAGGUUCUGUGUGCUCUCCGGGGGUAUUGUGUCAGGAGAUGCAGGCUGGCUACCAUGUGACGCGGUCCAAAGCUGAAGGGAUUGGCCGAGGCAGCGCAGGCGGUGCAGCUCGGCCGGCUUGCCGUUCCUCUCCCUUUCUCUCAGCAUCUUCCUGGUAGCCUGCCUGUAGGUGAAGCAGCACCAGCAGCAUCCAUGGCCUGUCUUUUGGGUUAACACUCAUCUCCUUUGGCUUCGGCAGCUGACGGAACAGACCUCAGCAGCGGCGUGGUGAGGACUUAGCUGGGACCUGGAAUCGUAUCCUCCUGUGUUUUUUCAGACUCCUUGGAAAUUAAGGAAUGCAAUUCUGCCACCAUGAUGGAAGGAUUGAAAAAACGUACAAGGAAGGCCUUUGGAAUACGGAAGAAAGAAAAGGACACUGAUUCUACAGGUUCACCAGAUAGAGAUGGAAUUCAGGGGAAAAAAAAGACCCAGAAGACUCAGCUUCUCCUCACCUCUUGCUUCUGGCUCAGAGCCCUCUCGUUAACUCUGUCUCAGAAGAAAAGCAAUGGGGCACCAAAUGGAUUUUACGCGGAAAUUGAUUGGGAAAGAUAUAACUCACCUGAGCUGGAUGAAGAAGGCUACAGCAUCAGACCUGAGGAACCCGGCUCUACCAAAGGAAAGCACUUUUAUUCUUCGAGUGAAUCGGAAGAGGAAGAAGAAUCACAUAAGAAAUUUAAUAUCAAGAUUAAACCAUUGCAAUCUAAAGACAUUCUUAAGAAUGCUGCAACUGUAGAUGAAUUGAAGGCAUCAAUAGGCAACAUCGCACUUUCCCCAUCACCAGUGAGGAAAAGUCCGAGGCGCAGCCCGGGUGCAAUUAAAAGGAACUUAUCCAGUGAAGAAGUGGCAAGACCCAGGCGUUCCACACCAACUCCAGAACUUAUAAGCAAAAAGCCUCCAGAUGACACUGUAGCCCUUGCUCCUCUCUUUGGCCCACCACUAGAAUCAGCUUUUGAUGAACAGAAGACGGAAGUUCUUUUAGAUCAACCUGAGAUAUGGGGUUCAGGCCAACCAAUUAAUCCAAGCAUGGAGUCGCCAAAGUUAACAAGGCCUUUUCCCACUGGAACACCUCCACCACUGCCUCCAAAAAACGUACCAGCUACCCCACCCCGAACAGGAUCCCCCUUAACAAUUGGACCAGGAAAUGACCAGUCAGCCACAGAGGUCAAAAUUGAAAAGCUACCAUCCAUCAAUGACUUGGACAGCAUUUUUGGCCCAGUUUUGUCCCCCAAGUCUGUUGCUGUUAAUGCUGAAGAAAAGUGGGUCCAUUUUUCUGAUACAUCCCCGGACCAUGUGACUCCGGAGUUGACUCCAAAGGAAAAAAUGGUGUCCCCACCAGCUACACCAGACAACCCAGCUGACUCCCCAGCUCCAGGCCCUCCUGGCCACCCAGGUCCCACAGGCCCCCCAGGGCCUCCGGGGCCUCCUCGCCAUGUACCAUCGCCGCUCAAUUUAGAAGAAGUCCAGAAGAAAGUCGCUGAACAGACCUUCAUCAAAGAUGAUUACUUAGAAACAAUCUCAUCUCCUAAAGAUUUUGGGUUGGGACAGAGAGCAACUCCACCUCCCCCACCACCACCCACCUACAGGACUGUGGUUUCGUCCCCCGGACCUGGCUCAGGCCCUGGUACGGGGACCACCAGUGGUGCAUCAUCCCCUGCUCGACCAGCCACUCCUUUGGUUCCUUGCAGCAGUACCACUCCACCUCCGCCCCCUCCCCGGCCUCCAUCCCGACCAAAGCUACCUCCAGGAAAGCCUGGAGUUGGAGAUGUGUCCAGACCUUUUAGCCCUCCCAUUCAUUCUUCCAGCCCUCCUCCAAUAGCACCCUUAGCGCGGGCUGAAAGCACUUCUUCAAUAUCGUCAACCAAUUCCUUGAGCGCAGCCACUACUCCCACAGUUGUGUCAGAAGAUGAUGUUUUUUAUGACAAACUGCCCUCGUUUGAAAGGCGCUGUGAAACGCCUGCAGGCUCUUCCAGGGGACCCAGCCCCCUAACCAUGGGAGCCCAGGACACGCUCCCUGUUGCAGCAGCAUUUACAGAAACAGUCAAUGCCUACUUCAAAGGAGCUGAUCCAAGCAAAUGUAUCGUUAAGAUUACUGGAGAAAUGGUGUUGUCCUUUCCUGCUGGCAUCACCAGACACUUUGCCAACAACCCAUCCCCAGCUGCUCUGACUUUUCGGGUGAUAAAUUUCAGCAGGUUAGAACACGUCCUGCCAAACCCCCAACUUCUCUGCUGUGAUAAUACACAAAAUGAUGCCAACACCAAGGAAUUCUGGGUAAAUAUGCCAAAUUUGAUGACUCACCUAAAGAAAGUGUCUGAACAAAAACCCCAGGCUACAUAUUAUAACGUCGACAUGCUCAAAUAUCAGGUGUCUGCCCAGGGUAUUCAGUCCACGCCUCUGAACCUGGCAGUGAAUUGGCGAUGUGAGCCUGCAAGCACUGACCUGCGCAUAGAUUACAAAUACAACACAGAUGCAAUGACCACCGCCGUGGCCCUCAACAAUGUGCAGUUCCUGGUCCCCAUCGACGGAGGCGUAACCAAGCUCCAGGCAGUGCUCCCACCAGCAGUCUGGAAUGCUGAACAACAAAGAAUAUUGUGGAAGAUUCCUGAUAUCUCUCAGAAGUCAGAAAACGGAGGGGUGGGUUCUUUGUUGGCAAGAUUUCAGUUAGCAGAAGGCCCAAGCAAACCUUCUCCAUUAGUUGUGCAGUUCACAAGUGAAGGAAGCACCCUUUCUGGCUGUGACAUUGAACUUGUUGGAGCAGGGUAUCGAUUUUCACUCAUCAAGAAAAGGUUUGCUGCAGGAAAAUACUUGGCAGAUAACUAAUAAAAUCUCAUGCAAGGAUUUGGAAGAUUCAUAUAUUGGAGAACUGAUAUAUGAGAAACAGGUUUUAAUCUGGGUUUAAUGAAAACAAACCAAUAUCUGCACUUGGGAUAUAGCAGGUGGAAAGUCAAUGACUUUCAGCUGUGAUUUCCCUCACACAAUACCUUGAUGACCAGUCCUACAGUAUUUGCUUCUAGGUGUAAUAUUGUUAAUGGUUUUAAAAUGUAAUUAUUGUAUUUGUAAAUUGUACUCUCAUUCCAGUAAGGCAGUUAGACACUUGAGUUUUAGCAUUUUACCAUUCCUGAAAUGGAUGUAAUUUAAACUGUGGUAUGUAAAUUUAAUAGUAGUAUUGUUGAAUGGCACAAUGCUUACAGAGGUAGAUUGCAUUUUGUCAAUAUAUAAAAUUUAAAUAUAAUAUUGAUAGCUGUCAUAAAGGGGGUGCCACAUAUUAAAGAAACUUAAGUGGAACCAGAAGAAAAAGCAACAAACUUACUUUUCUUCAAUCCUUAGUAUGUUUUACUCUAGUGCUAAAUAGAAAUUCUAUCUUCAAAUGUUUAGUGGGUUAAAUUGAGAAACUAUUUCAGAAAAAAAAUUCUAAGGUUACAGCAUAUUCCAAAAAAAAGCAUUAGUUACCACUUUUUAAAGAGCUUUUUUUUCAAACUGCAAAUUUCAUAAAAAUGCAAACUGUGUAAACAGGGCCUCUUAUUUUUAUAACUUGUGUAAAAAGGGAAAGCAAUUCAUAUUUAAAGUUUAAGUAUAUUAAAUUAUAAUCAAGAGUAAAGAAGAUGUUGAAGUCUUAACUCCUUGCCCCUCUCUACAGUUUAGCAAAUGUGGAGAUUGCUGAAUAAUCAGAUGAAAACCAAAAUUGUGGUUUUAAGAUUUCAAGACUUUCCAUAGUUGAACUGGUUAACAACUUUUGAUCAAUUACUCUGAAUAGAUAGAUGGUCUUACUCAUCCAGUAUGGAGGAAUGAUAUCUUGCAUCUUCCUCUUUACCCACAGGAAUCAAAACACUGAGACUGAGAAUUUAAAAAAAAAAAAAAAAAAAAAAAUCCCCCAUUAAAAACAACAAGGAGGGUUUUAAUCAUUGUUUAUGUCAUUUGAGAAUGGAAAAAUAAACUUUAUAAAUGAAAUUCUAUUCACAUUACUGUGUGAUAAAUUUCCUUUUGGAUGAUUAGGAUUCAUUGUAUAAAACUAAAUCUUUGCCAUUCUCAGAGAAUCAAGAGGAGAGUUAUCCAAAAUGUAUGUCAUUUCAUGGUUGCAAGGUAUAAUAAAAACUGCAAUUAUUCAAUCUGGUCCCACAAUAUGAACAUUUAGAAAGACGAACUUCUUCAGGAAUCUCAGUUGUAAAACCUUCCCUCGUUAAGCUCUGAAAAUGAUAGUCUUCCUUUAAGUCGUAUUUAAACAUAAACCAAUUUCUAUUAUAGGUUAUGCUGUUAAAUAACUAUAAUUAUUAAGUUAUUAUUUUUAUAAUUAGUUGUUAAAUUUCAUUUUAUAUCCACUCAAAUUUAACAAAUAAUCUUUAGCCCCUUUAAAUUUUAGAAUCAAAUUAAAUUUUUAAAGUCUUGCUUCUAAAAUGAGAUUGUGACUGGCAGUUGUUUAUAGUGAAAUUUUUUAAUUAAUCUUUGUACUCCUCUAUGAGUGCUUGCUACCAAGAGACUGUUCAAAAUGAUUUGUUUUACCUCGGAAAAAUUCUUACUAUUCAACAAACUCUCUGUUGGCUCCCUAAAGCAGUCUGGUGUUGAAGCUUCUUUAAACAAACUAAUUAAUAUACUCCUUUUAUGUAAAGGUAUCCAAUUUGAUUUUGAAACCAAAAUAGAAAAUGCAAGAUUUUAAAUUCCUUGAAACAUGGAAUUUAUGAUGCUAAAAUCAAUGGAGAGUAAGCAGCAGAAAAUUGAGAAUUAUCCAGCAUAUGAAUAUAACAAUGUGUUUUUUAAGUAAUCAAUUCAUUUAAAAAAUUGAAUAUUAAUACAAAGCAUAUUAAAAAUGUGUACAUAUUACUGGUU